AUGGUCAAACCACAGAAGUCGGUAAUACUACAAUUCUUAUUGCUUUUCUCCAUCGCCACCGUCGGCAGCCGUCCAACCACCAUUCGCCGCCGUAGUCUAUCACCAAAUUGUGACCCAAUUUUUGGAGUCUGUAGUGAUCAAUGGCCUUUCCUCCGCCGCCAAAUUCCGCCGGUCGUCCUCCCACCACCGGCGGAUUCUGAUCCGUCAUUCUCGCCGUUAGUCACCUCCCCACCACCGCCACGCUACACCCUUCCUCCACCAUCGGAUUCAGAUCCGUCUUUCUCACCACUCGUUGCAUCCCCACCACCACCACAUCCAUUUAUCCCUGAUCUGUCACCGUUUGAUCAUGAUAUAAGUACAGCUCCACCGCUAGUGGCGUCGUCGUUUUCACCACCGGCUGUCGCUGACGAACUCCCACCAGAGAUCUCUCUACCACCACCCGCACAAGACAGCAUGCAGCCAGAACCCUUUAACGUCCCAGCACCACCACUGGUUCCGAUAGUAUCUCAGCCAUAA
Molecule: messenger RNA, 516 nt
Organism: Cynara cardunculus var. scolymus (artichoke)
Lineage: Eukaryota; Viridiplantae; Streptophyta; Magnoliopsida; Asterales; Asteraceae
Product: extensin-like
Exons: 1
Coding region: 1-516 (171 amino acids)
Source: RefSeq, a predicted model, not a curated record